AUGCGUUUAAAUCCCUCGACGCCAGUCAGUAUCGCCAGUCGUCUGCGGAGUGCGGAUCUGCUACAAGGCAAGCGCGGGGGAGCGGUAACCGUUCGCUGCGCCCUUGCGCAACCCAUGCCGGGGCUCGGCGCAGCGAUACCCGCGGGAGUCGGCACGGGAAACCAGAUUCCGCUUCCUUCCAGCGAAAACUGGUGGGAGCGGCGCGUGCCUGCGAACAUGCGACACGUGGCGAACACGGCGGAAUUCGUGGAGGCGUUAGGCGCGGCGGGGAAUAAGCUCGUGGUGGUUGACUUUUUCGGCACCUGGUGCCGCUCGUGCCGCGCCAUGCACCCCAAGCUGUGCAUGCUAGCAUCGAAGCAUCCGGACGUGAUUUUCCUGCAAGUCGAGUUCGACCCCAACAAGCAGCUCUGCCGGUCGCUCGGGAUCAAGCGGCUGCCCUUUUUCCACUUCUACCGGGGCGCCGACGGCCUUCUAGACGCCUUCCCUGCCACCCUCACCUCGAUUGCUAAAAUCAAGGAGGCAUUGGAGACCCACACCACGGACAGAUGCUCCCUGGGGCCUCCUGCCGGCCCGCACCAAGUGUUGAAUCCUCAGGAGACCGACACUGAAACAGCCUGA
This is a messenger RNA of Closterium sp. Yama58-4, 618 nucleotides long. Lineage: Eukaryota; Viridiplantae; Streptophyta; Zygnematophyceae; Desmidiales; Closteriaceae. The record is from the annotation of a GenBank genome assembly.